UGAAUCACAAUGAGCUUACAAAUAGAUUCAAGAGUUUUCGAAGUGGUUGAUUAAAACUCGAUGCAGCAAUUAAUGUCAUUUCUUAGUUUAGAUAUUUAACUUGAUGGGUAGCGGUAUCUUUUUAAGGAUGACCAACAAUUUAAAAAGUUUUAAAAAUUUCGAGCUUCAUUCGACUCCAUCAAAGAAAUUUUCCCCAAUUUUUAAAUGAAAAUUAAGCCAAAGUUUGGCGUGAACAAUGAAAAUCAAAACUCAUCCUUCAAAAAAGAUAAAGAUGAAAUUAAUCAAAGGAAUUUAUCAACCCAAAUUAAUUCAGAUUAGAGUUUAACUAAUAAUAAAGGUGAUUAAUCCUAUUAAAAACUUUGCGAAACACCAACUGAUUAAGGAGAGGUUUAAUUUGAAUAAGAAUAGAUUUAAUAAAAGAUUUAAUAAGGUAAAGUCAUAAUUUUUAAUCUUGGUAGAUCCAAAAGAACCAGAAGCAGAAGUAAAAAAUUCUAAGUUUGAAUCAUCAAUAUUAACAGAGGUAGAAAAUUCUCAGGAUUAUUCAAUGCAUGAAUUUAGUGAAAAAAUGAGUGAAAUUAUUGAUUAAAGCAUGAAUGUCUAUGAUGAUAAAAUAAAAAUAAGGCGCAAUGAUAAGACCUUUAUAAUUCAAUUAAAAAAUAGUUAAAUUCUAUAGAUAAUUGAAUAGUUAUAUCUGGAAAAGUGGAGUCAGUUAGUAAUAUAAUUAAAUCUUAUUAAACAAACUAUGAAUUGCUAUAAAUUAGAAAAAAAUACUGAUUAAUAUUAUAUAAUUUAAGAAAUUCAGAAUUUUAUUGAUAGUAUCUAAUCAGUAGAAAUUCAGUUUUGUUUCUACUCUUGUUAUACUAUGAAAGAAUCAUAAUCUAUGAUGAAUAAAUAUCUUUCGUAACGCUAAGUUUAAAUUGCAUAAAUAGGGGAUGAAUUUUAUCUGGUUUCAAGAGAGUAAUCAUAAUAAUUCCUUAAAGAACUAGCAUAAAAAAUCUAUGAAAAUUAUAGAGGUUACAUGUUUUACUUCGCUAGUGCAAAACCUUAUCCUUAUCCAAAUUAUCUUUCAAAUAAUCCUAUUUUAGAAAAAUCAAGAUAUCUCUUUUAUAAGAAAUAUUUAUCCUAAGAUGUUCAGCAAUAUAGCUUCAAUUAAUAUUUUAAUGAGAACUUUUUUUUUAUCGAAAUGAAUUUUUCGAAAGUUAUGGAAAAAAGGGAAUUAAUUGAGAAGUAAACAAAAGAAUAUAUUGGUGGUUUUUUAAAGAAUCUAUUUUUUUUAAAAUUUUCAAUUAAAACUACUUAAGACAUAGUAUUAAAAGUAGAACAAGCUUUUAAGGAUGGUAUUGAAGAUUUGAAUUUUAAGAUUUUAUUUUAUAAAAAUGAUGAAGAUAUGAUUUUAUUUGGUAUUAAUGAAGAUAUUUUGAAAUUGUUAAUUCAUUUAGAAAAUAAGGAAUUUAAAUAUCAACUUAAAAAAUUUGAAGUUGAAGUUGAUAAAUAAAACUAUUUGUUUAAAUUAAGAGGGGCCUAAUUAAAAAUAGAUCUGAAAUCAAUAAUAGACCUGCUUAAGAAAUUUGGAUUGUAGCAAGUAGAAAAUAAAAAGCUUUUAUUUUCUACUUUUUAAAAUAAAGAUGAUAACUUUUAGAGUUUAGGUAAGAAUAUAUAAUAUUUUUAGUAAGAAUUUUAAAGUAUUUCUGCUUCAAUCGAGAAUAAAAUAAUAAUAGAGUGGCUUUAUAGGUUUUGCAUUAGAAAUUCAGAAAUGCUAUUAAUAAUAAAGAUUUAUAGAAAGAACUACAACUUCUAAAAUACAUAAAUUUUAACAAUAUAGAAUAAUUAUAACUAUAGUAAGAACAAUAAUAAUAAAGAUAAGUAAUCUCGCUUAAUAUAAGAGCUGAAUUGUAACAAUUUCCAAUAAGUCAAACAAUCACUUUGGAAGUAAAAUUUUAAUUAUAUAUCAUUAGCCUAAAUUCUUGGAUGAAAUAAUUUUAGAAAACCUUCAUCAAGAAUUUUUAGAUAAAUUUGUUACAAAUUAAUAAAAGAUAUAAUUUUUUAAAAUAUCAUAAGGAAAUUACUAACUUUAGUGUUUUAAUGACUAAGUUGUGACUUAAUUUAAGCAAUAUUUCGAUAAAUUUCAAAAUGUUAGAUUAGAGUUAGAUAAAACUUCUCUGUCUUGCUUUGAACUUAGUCAUUAUUUGAAAAAAGAAUUAAAAAAGAGAUGCAUUUAUUGGAAAGUAAUGGGACCAGAAUAAUUAUAUUUGAUAACAAGGAUAAAUGAAUCGCUCAAAUACGCAUAAGAUUUCAAAUACUACAAAGGAAAAAAAAUUUCAAUGCUUAGUCUGAAAGAGACAAAUAUUAAUGAAAAAGUUGAAUAUCAAUAGUUGGUUCUUGCCAGAACAAAUUAUUUUAAAUAUAAAAUUUAAGAUUUUCUAAAAUAAGUUUUGACUACAAUAAAAGAAAUUGAGUUCAGAGAAGAAUAGGAAAUCAGUUCCUUUUGUAUAAUUCAUUCGAACUAUAAUAAUUAGGGAUAACAAAUGAAUAGAUGUAUGGAAUAAAUUUAGCAUUUGAUCGAAUCAAAGAUUUUCUUAGAAUUAAAAACUAAACCAGAAAUUGGAAAAAAAAUCCUUGAAAAAAUAAUAGAUAUAUCUGAUUUAUAUGUGUCUUAAAAAUAAGAAUAUUAAGAUUAUUACAUAACGAUGUUAGGAAACAAAAAGAAUUUUUAGAAAAUAGAUUCAUUAUUUUAAAGGUUAUAAUUACCGUAUGAAUAAGUUAUAAAUUUACAAAUUAGUUUUUACAUUGAGCAAUUCAUACCUUAUAGGAAUGUUUUCCAACAAAGAUAAAAUAGAGAUAAAUUUAAAAAAUACUUAGAAGGUAAUGGAUAUUUUGUUGAUGAUGCCAAUAUUAAAUGGACUUUAGAAAUUAAGCAAUAAUUAUCAAAAAGUAAUUUAAUAUUUAUAGAUUUAGUUAUGAUUUUUUAAAAUUUAAUUGAAUGGACAAAUCAAAACUUCAUGCCAAAUAUAAGAACUAAUGAUUUAUAAGAAUUAGAAAUGAUAGAUUAAUCAUAAAUUUAGAUAAAUUUUUCACAAACUAGUUACUUAGAAAUCGAAAAUAGUCUUCUUCACUUCCUAGAUAAAGAUUAUAACUAAAAUAAUAAAGGAGAUAAUAGAGAUUUAUAGAUAUUAUAAUAGAGUGGAUAACUAGAUAAAUAGAGUUUUUAAGAAAAUUAAAUAUUACCUUUAGAAUUAUCACAGAUAAGAUCUGUGAGUGAAACCAGUGAUCAAGAUUCCCAUAUGAAUCUAUCUGGAUUAGGAAAUUAAUAGUAUGAUAUUUUAGCAGACUUUCAAAAAGGUAUUCAAUAAAUAGAUUUCCCUGCUGAUUCUUAAUUAGGACAGACUAUACGAGCUUACUUAAAAAAUCAAAACAUUUUAGUCUUUUAGCCUUAUGUAGAUUAAAACUAUAAGGAAAUUUUUUCGAAAAUGACCGUUGAAUUCAUUGAAAUUUAUGUUGUAUAAAGCGCAGAUAAAGUCUAUAGAGAAAAAUUCUCAAAGAAAAUGCUGUUUAUAAUGAAACAAACAAUUGCAAUAGAAAAAUUUCUCAAAUAUCCAAAAUAAAUUUUAAUAGUAUUCAAAACAAAUAAGUUACACAAAUAUAAUAAUUAUCAAGAUAAAGAAAAGAUUUGCUUAUUGGAAGAUAAUUUAGUGCUACCUUAUUAUUUUUUAAAGAGAAAAUGA
Molecule: messenger RNA, 3722 nt
Organism: Paramecium octaurelia
Lineage: Eukaryota; Ciliophora; Oligohymenophorea; Peniculida; Parameciidae
Source: the annotation of a GenBank genome assembly